AUGGCGCAGACUUUCGCCGAUUAUAUGACAAGGUUUUCCGGUGCUCAGACCACCACACCGGGAGUCGCUGGCUACUACCGAGUUGUGAAUGAUAACGGGAAUCAGAACCAGAAUUGCUUCGCGUAUGCAGUUGGCAAGCCUACGCGCAUCAAUGCCCAAACCCGGGCUCAGUUGACGGCAGAAUAUGAGGCAAUGCACUACUACCCCGUUGCCGCAACUGGCAAUCCCAUGCCUGGUGACGCUGAGGUUUAUUCCCGGCCAAGUGCGCCAGAGCAGAUCGUUCAUGCCCACAGGGUCGUCAACGCAACCACGGCGAUGUCCAAGCUGGGCCCCGGCGAGCUUAUCGAGCACCACAGAUCCACUCUCCAGGCUUCCAGGACGGCCAACGGAAAUGUGUAUGAGUACGGAACUGUGUUCAUGAGAUUCCGUAGAGAUGAUGAUAGGUAUAACCGGGAGUGGGAGACAACUCGCUCUGGCCGCCCCAAGAGGAAGAGGGUAGCAGAUGACGCGUCGGCUAGCAAGAAGCCCAAGCCUGCUGCGGCGAAGCCUGCAGCAAAGCCUGCGGCAAAGCCGGUUGCGAAGAAGCCAGCGGGCAAGAAGUAG
Diaporthe batatas is the source of this 603-nucleotide messenger RNA. RefSeq lists its product as uncharacterized. The record is from RefSeq and is a predicted model, not a curated record. The coding region runs from base 1 to 603 and encodes 200 amino acids. The transcript is spliced from 4 exons. NCBI's taxonomy places the organism in Eukaryota, Fungi, Ascomycota, Sordariomycetes, Diaporthales, Diaporthaceae.